GCCGCCAUUUUGUCUCGCUGCCUCCGGUGUCUCGGCUCUUUCCCCGGUUCUGUUUAAGAGGGCUCGGCUCCAUAUAAAGCAGCUGGUUCUGUCUCCUGGUGACACUGAGCAGAGGAGCCAACGUAAACAUCAGUGGAAACAUGGGACGAGCACCCGGACCAGACCUCAAUGCCUCUGCUUGGCUCUGCCCCUGCGUCAACGCCACCUGUCAGUCUCCGGUCAGGGCAGCGUGUCCGUACAGCACUGCUCAGCUCGUCCUCAUCGCCAUGGUAACCACUUCCCUCAGCUUCAUCACCGUGCUGGGCAACACGCUGGUGAUCCUGUCCAUCAAGGUCAACCGCCAGCUCAGGACCGUGCACAACUACUUCCUGUUGAGUCUGGCGGUGGCCGAUUUGAUUGUCGGCCUGCUCUCCAUGAACCUGUAUACACUCUAUCUCCUGCGCGGCCGCUGGCCUCUGGGGGCAGCGCUCUGCGACAUGUGGCUCGUUCUGGACUGCAUGGUUGCCAGCGCGUCCGUCCUGAACCUGCUGAUCAUCAGUCUGGAUCGGUACUUCUGUGUGACGCGACCGCUCAGCUACCCGGCACAGCGGACAGGCAGGAUGGCCGGUCUGGUAAUCGGGGCCGCCUGGCUCCUGUCCUUCGUCCUCUGGGCCCCCGCCAUUCUGUGCUGGCAGGUGGUCGGGGGCAAGCGAGUCGUUCCCGAUGGGGAAUGUUACACUUAUUUGCUGGCCAGUCCCGCUGUCACUCUGGGGACGACGCUUCCUUCCUUUUACCUGCCUGCGUUUGUCAUGAUCGUCCUGUACGGCCGUCUGUCCGCCAGCAGCCGCAGCCGACUGAGCGCACUACAGUCAGAACAAGGGACACUCAGGACGUCCAGUCCGUCCAUCAAAGACUUCCUUUUUAAAAGAUGGAGCUGGGUGACCAGUGACACCGGCUCAGAUGUGUCUCUGAACCAAUCAGAGUCCAGCACUCCAAAGACCAGAAGGAACCACACGUCGUCCAGGAGCCCCGGAGACACAUGCAAACGAUCUCCCCAGCAGUGUCACACUCGGACCGUCAGUCGCCUCACCAGAGAUGAAGACAAGGUGGAGAAGGACUUUUCGCCCUCCCUCCACAGGACGGCCUCGGCAGCGUUCUCAGCCUGUUCCAGCUUCAAGUCUCAGGAAUCGAGGCGUCGCCGAGUGAUGGCGAGGGAGAGGCGGGUCACAAAGACCAUCCUGGCCAUCCUGCUGGCCUUCAUCCUCACUUGGACGCCCCACAACAUCAUGGCCGUCAUCGCUGCCUUCUGUCACUUCUGUAUCCCCAAGGGCCUGUGGACCACUGGCCGCUGGCUCUGUUAUGUCAGCAGCACCAUCAACCCCGGCUGCUACGCUCUGUGCAACGUCACCUUCAGGAGAACUUUCUGCAGCCUCCUGCGCUGCCGCAGCAGGAAGCUACGAUGACCGCAGACUGGAGCUUCAUGGACGGUCGUCAGCGCCUCCCUGUGGCCUCACCCUCUCUGACAACAGUUGGACUAAAACUCUCUUUUCUCUUUUUCCAAUAUUGAUUUGUUGAAUAUAUUUAUUUUCCUCUUUGUAAAUAAAUGUGCUGUUUUAGUGCCAAAAUUGUGUCUCUUUGUCUCUGAGCUCUGACUCAAGUUGUACAAGAGGUAUCAUCGUAUCAUGUCAGAGGUCGUCAAAUGUCGCAGUGUAGGUAAGAGCAGAGGAGUAAAUGUCAGUAUCAUGCAUCAUCCAAAGAAAGUUCUAAAAACAAGGUAAAAACCUGUCUCUAUAUUUGACUCUUAUCCUCUGUAACUGACUCUUUUUUAAUCCUGUCCUCUGUAUCUGACUGUUGUCCUCUGUGUUUGACUUUUACCCUCUAUUGUCCCCCUGUCCUUUGUCUAACAUUUUUUCCCCCUGUCUGACUCUUUUCUUCCAUGUUUUAAUUCUCUCCUCAUUUGUCCUCUGUAUCUGACUCAUGUCCUCUGUUUGACUCUUGUCUUCAGUAUGUGUCUCAUGUCCUCUGUUUGACUCUUGUCUUCUGUAUGUGUCUCAUGCCCCCCUGUCUCACCUUUGG
Molecule: messenger RNA, 2055 nt
Organism: Solea solea (common sole)
Lineage: Eukaryota; Metazoa; Chordata; Actinopteri; Pleuronectiformes; Soleidae
Gene: chrm4b
Product: cholinergic receptor, muscarinic 4b
Exons: 4
Coding region: 141-1442 (433 amino acids)
Biological process (GO): adenylate cyclase-activating adrenergic receptor signaling pathway
Cellular component (GO): plasma membrane
Molecular function (GO): G protein-coupled acetylcholine receptor activity
Source: RefSeq, a predicted model, not a curated record